Messenger RNA from Periconia digitata, 2724 nucleotides. The record is from the annotation of a GenBank genome assembly. Lineage: Eukaryota; Fungi; Ascomycota; Dothideomycetes; Pleosporales; Periconiaceae.
CUUCCGCUUUCCUCCGUCCUCUCACCCGUCAUGUCCUCACUUCUCCGCCGCUCCGGUCACCUCGCGCGACUUGCCAGUCCUACCCUCAACGCCACGUCCAGAUAUUCAUUCGCAGCCCGCAGACGGAUACCUGCUCCGCAAUGUAUAUACACUCAGCAACGUCUUCGGUUCUACGCUACUGGUUCUCCGAAAGACCCAAAUAAUAACAAGAAGGAUGACCCGACGGCGAAUAAGGUUGACGCCGACAAAUCGGAGUCUGGCAAAGAUAAACCUGCGGAAUCCAAUUCCAAUCCUACACCAGAAGCACCCAAAUCAAUGCUGUCGGCCCAGGAGGAAAAGCUAUUGGAUCAACUCGUGUCAUUCGUGACAAUAGGAGUACCGAAAUCGCAAAAGAAGGUUAUAGAGGAAGCCGUCGCCGACAUCAAAAAGAAGGGAAUCCCCAAAGAAUUACGCGAUGAGAUGGAGAGACUGGAGCGUGGCGAAAAACUGGACAUGGCUACAGCGGCAAAAAUCUCUCGGAUAACUACGAAUUUCGCCCGCGAACAAGCUGACAAGGUCCGGCAAAAGGAUGACCCCUCGGCAGAGCCUCAGCAAAAGGCGGGCGCACACGAUCCUGGGCCACAGGGAAAGGAGAAGGAGAAGGGAAACAACUCUUGGGGGUUCUUCUCUGGUGAAGAAAAACAACAAAAACAGAAUGCUGGUGACCAAAAACAACAAAAACAGAAUGCAGACAUCAGCACAACUAUUAUUUCAAGUCUCGUCUUUUGGGCCAUCUGGAGCGCGCUCGUACCUGGCGAUACAACCAAGGAGAUUACAUGGCAAGAAUUCCGUACCACAUUCUUAGACAAGGGCCUUGUGGAGAAGAUUGUUAUCUUGAAUGGCAACAGGGCGAAGGUGCAUCUGCACCGUGAAGCCGUAGCAUCCAUGUAUCCCGAAUCACCCGCCACCGCCAAGAACUUCUAUUACUACUUUUCCAUCGGAUCUGUCGAGGCUUUUGAGAGGAAGAUGGACGAUGCGCAAUACGAGCUGGGUAUUCCCAGCGCCGAACGCAUUCCCGUAGCCUAUUCCACAGAGGUUUCCUGGUGGAGCACAUUCAUGAACUUCGGCCCAACGCUCCUUCUUCUCGGUGCCUUAUUCUACUUUACUCGAAAAGCUGGUAGUGGCGGCGGUGGCAGCGGUGGUGUCUUCGGCAUGGGUCGGAGCAGAGCCAAGAAAUUCAACGAAGAAACCGAUGUCAGAGUCAAGUUUGCUGAUGUUGCUGGUAUGGAUGAAGCCAAGCAGGAAAUUACCGAGUUCGUCUCUUUCUUGAAGGAACCUGCUCGCUUCCAAAAACUGGGUGCGAAGAUUCCUCGUGGUGCAAUUUUGUCUGGCCCCCCCGGUACCGGAAAAACGCUUCUGGCUAAAGCAACUGCUGGCGAGUCUGGGGUUCCUUUCUUCAGUGUCAGCGGCUCUGAAUUCGUUGAGAUGUUCGUCGGUGUCGGUGCUUCUCGUGUGCGUGACUUGUUCGCCAACGCACGUAAGAGCACUCCAUGCAUCAUCUUCAUCGAUGAGAUUGAUGCCAUUGGACGAUCUCGAUCAAAGCAAAAUUUUGGUGGCAAUGACGAACGUGAAGCUACACUGAACCAAAUCCUUACAGAGAUGGAUGGUUUCAAUACAAGGGAACAAGUCGUCGUUCUUGCGGGUACCAACAGACCAGACGUUCUCGAUAAAGCGUUGAUGCGACCUGGGCGUUUCGACAGGCACAUCAACAUCGACCGCCCAACGAUGGAAGGCCGCGGUCAGAUCUUCGAAGUACAUUUGAAGAAGAUCGUCACCAAUGAGGACAUGGAGUUCUUAAAGGGCAGGCUGGCCGCGUUGACCCCCGGUUUCUCCGGUGCCGACAUUGCCAACUGUGUGAACGAAGCAGCACUUAUCGCUGCUCGUCAUGCUGCCGAUUCCGUUACCAUGGUGCAUUUCGAACAGGCUAUCGAGCGUGUCAUUGGUGGCCUUGAGAAGAAGUCCUUGGUGCUGAAGCCUGAGGAAAAGAAGACGGUGGCUUACCAUGAGGCUGGGCAUGCUAUCUGCGGUUGGUACUUCAAAUGGGCAGACCCACUGCUCAAGGUUUCCAUCAUUCCCCGUGGUCAAGGUGCUCUCGGUUACGCACAAUAUCUCCCAGCUGGCGAUACAUAUCUGAUGAACGUCAAUCAGCUGAUGGAUCGUAUGGCCAUGACCCUUGGUGGCCGAGUAUCGGAGGAAUUGCACUUCGACACAGUGACUUCGGGCGCAUCGGAUGAUUUCCGCAAGGUCACUCAAAUGGCUACUGCUAUGGUCACCAAGUGGGGUAUGACCAAGAAGAUCGGCUACAUCUAUUACGAAGACGACCAGCAAAAUCAAGCGCAGAAGCCAUUCUCUGAAGAGACGGCGAAGAACAUUGAUGUCGAGGUGAAGCGCAUCGUUGAUGAGGCAUAUCAACAGUGCAAAGACCUCCUCACUGCGAAGAAACACGAAGUGGGUCUCGUCGCAGAAGAGCUUCUCCGCAAGGAGAUGAUCGGUCGUGAAGAUAUGAUCCGCUUACUAGGCCCACGACCUUUCGAAGACCCGGCCGAUUUCCAGAAGUAUUUCAGCGGCGAGCACGGAAAGGUACCCGGUCUCAUUGAGCCGAAGGGUGAUUCUGGAGUGAAGGGUCCCCUGGUCCCGCCGUCGCCGGCAACAUUCAAGAGUAUCGAAGACCAGCCGAAGAGAUGA